Triplophysa rosa is the source of this 1876-nucleotide messenger RNA. Its product is annotated as putative ferric-chelate reductase 1. The record is from RefSeq and is a predicted model, not a curated record. The coding region runs from base 62 to 1855 and encodes 597 amino acids. Gene Ontology annotation, molecular function: oxidoreductase activity, acting on metal ions. The transcript has 16 exons. Lineage: Eukaryota; Metazoa; Chordata; Actinopteri; Cypriniformes; Nemacheilidae.
AUUAGACAGCCAUUGAAGUUAGUACCUGUCUAAGCAGACAGGUAUCUGACGAGACUUGGGGAUGAUGACACUGGAUAUGUGUAAUCUACAAACUGCUCUUGCAAUCCUUGCUACUUUAUGUUUGACUGUCAGUGGAUAUAAAAACGGAAAAGUGGAGAAAGCUUGUGAGAGCAUGUUGCCGGAGCAUCACAGCCAUCCUAACACCACUACCAGUCCAUACACACUGACUGCUAGUGUCAGUAAAUUCAGCCCAGGAGAUCAGAUCAAAGUCACUCUUUCUGGAGACAAGCACUUUCAGGGCUUUCUGGUGCAGGCCAGAGAUGCCUCAAACCCUGCCGGAUCAGCCGUUGGUUCGUUUAUAUUGGUUGAUCCCAAGAUUUCUCAGCUUUUGACAUGCAACAACAUAGAGGGUUCUGCUGUUAGUCAUACAAGUGAUGCUCAAGAGACAGAAAUUCAGGUGAUCUGGAAUGCACCGCCCGAAGCUCCUCCCACUGUUCAGUUUUUUGCCACCCUGGUUGCCCACUACAAGACUUUCUGGGUUAAACUUCCUGGUCCAGUCAUAUCUCAAAAGGGAGUGACUCAGGCCCCACCUCAAUCUACCAGCACUGACAUGUUUACCAACUCUGCAACAACCACCUCUAUACUUCCUCAACCAUUUACCUCAGAGGGAUGUGGGAGGUGGAAAUCUUGUCUUGUUGAUCCUGUAGGAUGUAACCCAUCUGUGGAUACAAGCUGCUUCUUUCUUUCUUAUUCUACUGUGGGUCAGGCGGUUCUGUUUGAGCUCAGUGGCCCAGCAGAGGCAUAUGUGUCCUUUGCUCUGUCCAAAGAUGAAUGGAUGGGAGAUGAUGAUGUAUACUUGUGCACAAAUGAUGGAGGUCACGUAAGCGUGGAUGCAGCACACACAACAGGCAGAAGAUAUCCAGAGGUGGCAUCCAAGUCUGUACUGACUGAUGUAGGCUGGAGAGUUUCUGACGGGGUGAUUCAGUGCCGGUUCUCCAGGGCCAUUAACACUCCUCAGGACCUGGAUCGCUUCAGUCUAAAUCACAGUUAUUAUCUGUUCUUUGCACAUGGCACUGCAGAUUAUGGUAUGAUCCACAGACACAAGCGACAGCCACUGAUAUCAGCUCAUCGUCAGCUUAUAACUGGACCUCCUAACAUACUGACAGGCUCUCGAUCCCCACUGCUCAUGAAAUCUCAUGGAGCCCUAAUGCUGAUUGGCUGGAUGCUAGCAGGAAGCACUGGAACAAUAAUGGCUGGCUAUUUUAAACCUGAUUGGCCAGAACAAACAUUAUUUGGACAAAAGAUAUGGUUUCAGGUGCACCGUGGAUUGAUGUCUCUUACAGUGUUACUCACAGCUGUGGGCUUUAUCUUCCCUUUUGUCUACAGACAAAAAUGGAGCUCAAGAGCAGGUGCUCAUCCAUACCUAGGCUGCACUGUCAUGAUUCUUGCUUUUUGUCAGCCUAUAAUGGCUGCUUUCAGACCACCCCCAGACUCCUCAAGGAGGUGGAUAUUUAAUUGGUUUCACUGGGGUGUGGGAAGUGCAGCUGAAAUAAUUGCAGGAGCGUCUAUGCUUUCUGGAAUACAACAGCAGUCUCUCUUGCUGCCUUAUCCAUGGACCAAGGGAGUGUUGUCUGGCUUUGUCGUUUGGAACAUUGUAUUAAAGCUAGUGUUACAACUUCAUAAGCGAGGUGUUAUUAAAAAAGGGAGUAAAGAUGAAGAUGAGACUCCAGUUCUCUCAGAUAUUUCAGGAAGUGCAAGCUGGGAUACCAAGUUUAGAGUUGCUGUCCUGGCUCUUUUUGUGCUGGGAAACUCAGUAUUCUGUAUCUCACUGCUCGACGCCAUAAAUCGCAUAUGAAUCAUAUCGCAAUUUCUCAGG